GGAAAAACUUGAAAACUGAUGCCACGAAUCGACGGCCCCACGAAUGGUCUUAGUGGAACCCUGAUUACGCUACGGGCCGUCGCACUCCCUUGAAGCGCCGGAGCAUUUUAGCGUCGCACGUCACCUGAUGAGGCAUUUACUCAAGACUCAUCAACCUCAGCCCGCCAGCGCGACAAUCAAUUUAGCUGACGGUCUCGUCUUUACGCUUCACUUCUAUCUAAAGAGCAACGACAAUCUCAUACAUCGAUCGAACCAUGCAGCAAGUAAUGUCUACCAAGCAUGCCAGAGAGCCUAAUCCAGUCGAUACAACAGGACUAUGUCUACUGUCUCUAGAUGGCGGCGGCGUGCGAGGACUUUCAACGCUCUACAUAUUAAAAAGCAUUAUGGAUCGGCUAAAUCACGAACGAAAGAAGACUGCUAAUCUUCCGCCGGUGAAGCCAUGCGAACUAUUUGACCUUAUUGGAGGUACAAGUACUGGCGGAUUGAUUGCGAUUAUGCUUGGCCGGCUCGAGAUGGACGUGGAUGAGUGUAUUACCGCAUAUAGUAAUCUCGCGGCAGCCAUUUUCAGUGAGAAAAUAAGUCAGGUCCCAGUUAACAUAAAGGGUAAAAUAAAGCCGCGGUUCGACUCGGCCAAACUGGAAAGUGCGAUCCGAAAGGCGGUAGCACAGAGUGGUGUAUCCGAGACAGACUUGUUCAAUGAUGGGACUGAGCGUGGAUGUAGAACCUUUGUGUGUACUGCCGACCGCGACACGAAGGACAUUGUCCGUCUCCGAAGCUAUAGCCUUAUUGACGAGCCGAAUAUUCAUGCGACGAUAUGCCAGGCUGCUCUUGCAACAUCCGCUGCUACAACAUUCUUUGAUCCCGUCAGCAUUGGGGAUCGUGCGUUCGCUGAUGGCGGCCUUGGUGCAAAUAAUCCAGUGGACGAAGUUGAGGGAGAGGCGUCAAACAUCUGGUGUUCGGAAACUGGAGAUUUGAAGCCUCUAGUCAAGUGUUUUAUAUCAAUUGGGACGGGGAACCCCGGCAAGACGGCAUUCGAAGAUGGCAUAUUUAAGUUUCUCGGCCAGACUGUGGUGGAUAUCGCGACCGAGACGGAGAAUACAGAGAAGAAAUUUAUAGCCAGGUGGGCGAAGCAUUUUGACGAAAGCCGAUACUUUCGUUUUAAUGUUGAUCAGGGUCUGCAGACCAUUGGGCUUGACGAGUACAAGAAGAAGGGCGCGAUAGAAUCAGCGACAGGAGGGUAUCUAACUCACACAGCACAGAAGUUUCAGGUGCGAGAUUGUAUCCAGAACAUGAAGCUAAAGCAGAUUAAAACUGAUCCUUCGUUUGCCGCCUUGAUAAGUAAAUACACCAUUCGACAACACUCAGGGAGUGGCGCUACAAUCUUUGGAAAUGUACAUUGGAUAGUGCCCCGUCCUGUCAAUGAUCUAUUCACAGGGCGUAUCGAGCUACUGGAUCGGAUGAAGAAGGCCUUGUCCACUAUCAAUACUCCUCCUACUGACAAACGGAAGAUAUUCGUUAUUACAGGGCUAGGAGGACAAGGAAAGAGCGAAAUCUGUCUGCAAGUUGCGAACCUGAUGCGGAAGGAAUUCUGGGGGAUAUUCUGGGUCAACGUUGACAUGCUUUCCACUGCUACAGAUGGCUUUAUCACUAUUGCAGAAACUCUUGGAUCCGCGGUCAAAGAUGUUCCUAGUGCUCUUCGAGCUCUUGCAAAAGCUGAGCGAAACUGGCUCCUUAUUCUCGACAACGCUGACACCCCAGAUUUUGACUAUCAGGUCUACCUUCCAUCUGGGACUCACGGUGCUAUUAUUAUAACAUCUCGAAAUUCUGAAUGUAGUCAGUAUAAUACAGUAGGGGCUGAGGUUAUAAAGGCUCUUAAAGACCAAGAUUCUCAAGAGCUUUUAUUUAAAGCAGCUAACCUUCCUCAAGAUUCAUGGUCGUUAUACGCUAGUCAAGCUACAGAAAUUCUCCACCUACUAGGAUCACAUACUCUCGCGCUAAUCCAGGCUGGCGCGUAUAUUGCAAGAGGCCACUGCAAACUACACGAAUACCCAAAUGAAUAUCGACGGCAGCGAAAGCGACUGCUAGAGUUCCGGCCAAAACAAGCACGGUCGACGUAUGGCGAUGUUUAUGCGACCUUCGAGGCAUCGGCAUAUGUGUUAAAGCAGUCCAAGAGCGAGGCUGCAAGUGACGCUCUGCAAUUACUCGGAAUUCUUUCAAUGCUCGACUCUAGCAUCCUCCCUCUCCAACUCUUUCAAAAUACAUGGGAGGGAUGUAGAAAAGUUCUCCACACUAAUCGUAUAGAGGAAUGUGGUAUAGAUGUGACUACAAGUCACGUUUUACAAUUACCUGCCUUUGUAAUGGCAGAUGAUGACGAAUGGGAUUCUUACCGCCUCACUAAGGCCAGAGAUUUAUUAGCAUCACUUUCUCUGGUUACCCAGCACAAUUUAGAUGGCUCGCCCGGAUUAUCAAUGCACCCUUUAAUACAUGCUUGGGCCAAGGACCGUCAGGACUUAGAGAAGCAAGGCAUAACUUGGAUAUCUACUGGGUGUGUGCUUGCGCUUUCCCGAUUCAAUACUCAAUGGCGGACACAAGAGAGGCGACUACUACCACAUGUCCAGACUUUUGUGGACAUCAGGAAUAAUAGGGAAGUCUCACUUGGGUCUGAACCUAUAGUUGUUCCAAUUCUUCUUGAAUGUGGCUGGAUCCUGCUAGACAUGCGGCAGGACUCUAAACUUGACGGCCUAUUAAAAGAUAUAUUUGUUCAACUUGGAAAAAAGCCCGAUGAACUAUCAAAAGAGUUUCUGCCAUUAUAUAACAUCCAAGCAAGGAGCUUGGUAAAUCUAGGACAUUAUAAGAAGGCAGUCAAGCUGUUAGAGCAGAUGGUUGAGGUCGAAGAGGCUACUCUGGCUAAGGAUGACCCAGACCGGCUGGCAUCGCAGCACGUACUUGCAGAAGCUUAUCAGGCAAACGGACAGGUGAAAGAGGCAGUCAAGCUACUACAGCAGGUGGUCAAGAUCAGAAAGGCUACUCUAGCCGAGAAUCAUCUAGACCGGCUAGCGUCGCAGCGCGCACUUGCAAUUGCUUAUCAGGCCAAUGGACAAGUGAAAGAGGCAGUCAAGCUACUACAACAGGUGGUUGACAUUGGAGAGGCUACUCUAGCUAAGGAUGACCCAGACCGACUAGCGUCACAGCACACACUUGCAAUUGCUUAUCAGGCAAACGGACAGGUAAAAGAGGCAAUCAAGCUACUAAAGCAGGUGGUUAAGAUCGAAGAGGCUACUCUAGCUGAGGAUCACCCAGACCGCCUAGCGUCACAGCACGCACUUGCAGGUGCUUAUCAGGCGAACGGACAGGUGAAAGAGGCAGCCAAGCUGCUACAGCAGGUGGUUGAGAUUGGAGAGGCUACUCUAGCUAAGGAUCACCCAAACCAGCUUGCUUCGCAGCAAGCACUUGCAGUUGCCUAUCAAUCAAACGGACAGGUGAAAGAGGCAGUCAAGCUACUACAGCAGGUGGUUGAGAUUGGAGAGGCUACUCUAGCUAAGGAUCACCCAAACCAGCUUGAUUCGCAGCAAGCACUUGCGAUUGCCUAUCAAUCGAACGGACAGGUGAAAGAGGCAGUCAAGCUACUACAGCAGGUGGUUAAAAUCAGAAAGGCUACUCUGGCUAAGGAUCACCCAAGCCGGCUGAAAUCGCAGCACGCACUUGCAAUUGCAUCACGCCAACGGACAGGUGAAAGAGGGAGCCGAGCUAGAGCACGUGGUCGAGACCAGAGAGGCUACUCUAGCUAAGGAUCACCCAGACCAGCGUCGCAGCACUGAGGAUCAGACGUUGACUGUUGCGAUUCACUGGUUGCUGGAGGUGUCAAAGGAAAUGGAAUCUGCCUAUCUGGCGGUGUCCCAUCAGCAGAUGGAGGGACAGUAGGCUUCAAAGCUGAGAAUCUCUUCACAUCAUUCAUUGCUCGGUUAGUGAUGAGUUGCGGCGUUGUGUUGCGUUAUUGAUCCGGGAGCCCGCCAGCUUCGGAUUAUUGGAGGUCUCUACGGUAACCUUGAUCUCUUUUGUGAAGCGAUUUAUCACGUGGGUAAAACAGAGCCACGCAGCCUUGCCACAUAAUGACAUAAGCGAGUUCACAUCUCAGACGUGGGGGUCAAUAUACACUAACCGAAAAACCACUAGUCGCUUUGGCUUGAGGUAUUAAUUUCCAUGGCAACCAUACAUGAAUUUGCCCCGCACUACCACCACAUGGCUGAUGACGAUCUCCCGCUUGGCUGUGAGGGUUUAAGAGCUCGGGUACAACCCUCUUAUACGUUUUGGGAAUAAUAAGAGCUUAGUGGUGGAGCUAUGGUGGGGGAAGUCUGUUUCGUAACAAAUGCAAACCCUCUGCAAAUCAGUCGCAAUAGUGGCAACGCAAACAUAAUUUUCUUAAAGGAGUGGUCUAGGGUGCUUACGAGUAGCUGUAGAAUACGUUUCAUGCAAAAAUGUAAGAGAUAUCAAUAAAUGUGUAGAAUUUGAGAUGCCU
Molecule: messenger RNA, 4516 nt
Organism: Pseudogymnoascus verrucosus
Lineage: Eukaryota; Fungi; Ascomycota; Leotiomycetes; Thelebolales; Thelebolaceae
Exons: 7
Coding region: 255-3788 (1177 amino acids)
Biological process (GO): arachidonate metabolic process
Cellular component (GO): membrane
Molecular function (GO): protein binding; ADP binding
Source: RefSeq, a predicted model, not a curated record